AUGCCGCGCACCCAUCGUAACCUAUUUGAAUUCAAAAUCGACACAUCAACCCUGCUGAGCCUCCUUUUCGGCCCUGCUUCCCCUCCUUUCCCUCUUACCCCCCUCUGUAUCGUCUCCUUUCCCCCCCUGCAUGUCCUCCUUCCCGCCCCUGCUUCCCCUCCUUUCCCCCCUUGCUUUCCCUCCAUCCCGCCCCUGCUUCCCUUUUUCCCCCCCUACUUUUCCUCCUUUCCGCCCCUGCUUCCCCUCCUUUCCCCCUCUUCCUUCCCCUCUUUUCCCUCCUACCUCCACCCUGUAUCCCCUCCUUUCACCCCUGCUUUUCCUCCUUUCCGCCCUUGCUUCCCCUCCUUUCCCCCACUUUCUUUCCCUCCUUCCCCCACCUUGCUUCCCCUCCUUUCCCCCACUUUCUUCCCCACCUUUCCCCCAAUUUCUUCCCCUCCUGUCCCCCACUUUCUUCCCCUCCUUUCCCCCAAUUUCUUCCCCUCAUUUCCCCCACUUUCUUCCCCUCCUUUCCCCCACUUUCUUCCCCUCCUUUCCCCCACUUGCUUCCCCUCCUUCCCCCACCUUGCUUCCCCUCCUUUCCCCCACUGCAUCCCUCCUGUCCCCAACUGCAUCCCUCUACCCUCCCAACACCCUUAUAUUCCUCACCAUCUGCCCUCUUCACCUUCAUUUUUCCCGGCCCUUCCAUCCCAUCCCUCUCGUCCCUUUCAUCUCCCUGCCAACACACCUGUCAAGACACUGGCAGGGUGGGCCCUUCACGUCUCCACUCCUUGCCUUCACAUCUCCACUCCCUGCCUUCACAUCUCCACUCCCUACCUUCACCUCUCCACUCCCUGCCUUCACAUCUACACUCCCUGA
This is a messenger RNA of Closterium sp. NIES-65, 855 nucleotides long. NCBI's taxonomy places the organism in Eukaryota, Viridiplantae, Streptophyta, Zygnematophyceae, Desmidiales, Closteriaceae. The record is from the annotation of a GenBank genome assembly.